Trematomus bernacchii (emerald rockcod) is the source of this 2979-nucleotide messenger RNA. RefSeq names its product Kell metallo-endopeptidase (Kell blood group) (gene kel). Lineage: Eukaryota; Metazoa; Chordata; Actinopteri; Perciformes; Nototheniidae. Gene Ontology annotation, molecular function: metalloendopeptidase activity. Gene Ontology annotation, cellular component: plasma membrane. Gene Ontology annotation, biological process: protein processing. Bases 350 to 2767 code for a protein of 805 amino acids. The record is from RefSeq and is a predicted model, not a curated record. The transcript has 18 exons.
AUUCAAUGCAAUGUACAGGCAACAAAAAAAAGGUGUUUGCCUCAACUCAUCAACCCUGCAGGCCUUCGUUUCCCAAGCAUUUAACCCUGCACACAGGAUGGAGAGUUUUCAAACCUCCACAUGCAUGUUGCAGAGCAGAUUCAGUCUUUGCUGGAUCGUCUGGAGAGGAGAGUAAGACGUGGCCUGCAGAGUUGUUUUUAUCAGAGCGUCAGGAGAGAAGUGAGUGAUGCAGAGAGAUAGAGAGCUGUUUGACGGACAGCACGGCACACGUGAAGUUAAACAUCAAAUGUGAAAGACAGAGGAUGCAACAGGCUGGGGAAACACAGAGAGACACAUCCAUCUGCUCAGAAUGAGUGGAACUCCAACACAGCUUGAGCCUCAGCUAUCGGUCCAGCCAUCGUCACAGCCAGAACCUGAGGGGGGGCUCCAGCCUCCAUCUUUGUUGCAGCCGCCCGUCCCCACCCAGGAUCCCCCCCACACCACCCAGAUCCAUCAAACCCAGAUCCAUCAAACCCAGAACCAUCAAACCCAGAUCCAACAAACCCAGAUUCAACAGACCCAGAUCCAGGAGUCUAACCCCGGGCUCCAGCACCAAGUAAAGCCCGUGUGGAUAAACCAUAGGAGGCUGCUUCUCUUCGGCUUCUCCUUAUGUGCUGUUAUUCUGGGACUUAUUUACUAUACGCAUCAUAACCCUCAACACAGGAGGACAAGCCAGGAAAGCAAAGUGACUCCCUGUCUCUCCCCCGCCUGUCAGUGGGCCUCGGCCCGUCUGUCCUCCUCUGCUGAUCCCUUCACGCAGCCCUGCGAUUACUUCCUGUCCAGCUGUGGGUCUGACCGACUGCCACCAGACGGCGGGGGGAGGCUGAGGGGUCAGGGCAUCCCCGGACAUCCACAGAACCCCAAGGAAGAGACAGCGUGGACAGAGAGGAGAGGACAGAGUGCAGACAGAGACAACAGAGGACUGAGAGAGGAGGAAACCCUGGACAGAAAGACUGUGCUGCUGCAGUAUCUCAGGGGGAUUCUGGAAUCGAACCACAGUGCAGGCAGUGCAGCCGAGCAGAAGGCCAGAGGAUUCUUCCACUCCUGCCUGGACACCAGAUCGAUAGAGACAGCUGGAGCAGAGCCCUUCCUCACGCUCAUUCAGAAACUGGGCGGCUGGGCGGUGUCAGGUCAGUGGAAUCGGACCGAUUUUAACUCCACCCUGAGCCUUCUGAUGAGAGACUACGCCACAUUUCCCUUCUUCAACCUGUACGUGGGCAAAGACCCAAAUGAAACGCCCCCUGGAUCGACCAAGAGAUACAUACAGAUUGAUCAGCCGGACCUGUUGUUCCCCAUCGAGUGGAACAGCAGGACACUGAAGUCUCAAGCUAACACUCAGACGCUGCGCCCCUUCCUGGCGUCCUGUCAGAGGUACCUGGCCCUGCUGGGUGCCCCGCCCAACAGCAGCAUGCUCCACGUGUGGACUUUCAUCUCUCUGUCCUCUGAGCUGGCUGUGGCUGCUGCUCCUCUGCAGCACCGCCUGGCCUCAGGGCAGCUGUACGAGCGCAUCACCCUCCGAGAGCUGCAGACCAAGGCCCCUGCUAUAGACUGGCUGUCCUGUCUGCGGGCGGCUUUCCACCCGCUGCCUCUCACCGAGGACGACCAUGUGCUUCUGCAUAACUCCCUCUACAUCCAGCAAAUGUCCCGCAUCAUCAGCAAAUGGCUGAAGAAGCAUGAGCCGAGCACCAGCCCCCUUCAUACCUUCAUGGUCCUCAACCUGCUGCACACCCUGAUGCCUGCGCUGGACUCCAGGUUCUCAGACACAGAGAAUAACUUGUCCGUGGCUCUGGGGCACACUGAAGGGGUAGCCCCUCGCUGGAAACGCUGUGUGUUAGAGACUGAGAGAGGGUUUCACUCAGUGCUCACACACCUUCUCAGUGAGAAGACAGCACACAGGGAGGCAGAGGAGAUUAUUCAAAAUAUCUUCUCCUCCUUCAAGUCCAAAUUACAUGAACUCAAUUGGACAGAUCCGAAGUCUUUCCAGUCCGUCAUGAAGAAGGUUCAGUCUUUAACUCCAAGACUUUGGACGACAAAUGAGACCUCCACUGAGGCUGUGAUUGACCAGCUUUUUUCUGAGGUGACCGGAGACACACGCGGCUUCUUCUCCAACUACGUCCAGCUCCUGUCGAUGUGGCAAAAGAGACGAAGUCAACUCCUGGCAGAGCAGGCGGAGGCGGCUGAUAUUCUGUCUGUCACACCAAUUCUCCUCGGUGACGAGCUCCUCUUCCCCAUGGGAAUGUUUGUCCCUCCUCUCUUCCAUCCUAGCUAUCCCAGGGCAAUGAAUUAUGGUGUACUGGGUUUCCUCUUUGCCAAAGAUAUCCUCCACCUGAUUCUGCCUGACAUUUCCUCUCAGAGUGACACGGUGCUUGCGGUGGGGGAGUGUGUGUGGGGUCACUACCUCACUGUGACAGAAGGUGCAGCGUUUACUCUGUCAGCAGCGCAGCAGCAGGAGCUGUGGCUGCAGUACUCUGCUCUGAAGAUCACUCUGCAGGCUUAUCGUCAGAGUCUGAGGAACGAUCCGAGUGACACCUCCAUCUCAGGACUGUCACACACUCGUCUGUUUCUCACUUCUUUCUCUCAGGUGAACUGUGACUCCGACCCGUACCGUGAGUUCAUGCCGCUGGAGUCCUCCUUCCUGAUCACAGUGAUUUGUGCCGAGUCGGACCUGUGUCCUGCAGGCCUGCAGUGCCCCAAUCAGACCCAGCAGCACUCAUUAGACACAUGCUGAGGAGGGUUUGUUUUCUAGUUUUAUAUUAUAAUGGAUUGUCUGAUAAAACUAACUAUCCGCUGCAGAACCUAAGCACACUGUGAUUGUUUACAAAAAAUUAUUACAAACAUGUUAUUACAUAUAACAGACAUUUAUGGUGGACAUUUUUGUAUCAAUAGUUGUUAAUAUGUUUGGAUUUUCAAUAAAUUGCACAAGAUGUUACACAAGUUCAA